GGUCACGUGACCCGCUUCAGCCAGCCUCGGCUUCGUCUUCUCUUGGACGCCGAUGUGGGACGGGUUCCUUCCUGGAAGAAAUGGGCUCUGGCAAUGCACGAAUUUGAUCAGUCAGAGAUCCGACCAGUUGAGGCUGUGAAUGGCGCCAAAACAGGACCCUAAACCCAAGUUUCAAGAAGGUGAAAGAGUCCUGUGCUUUCAUGGGCCACUGCUCUAUGAGGCAAAGUGUGUCAAAAUCAGCAUAAAGGAAAAGCAGAUUAAAUAUUUCAUUCACUACAGCGGGUGGAACAAAAACUGGGAUGAAUGGGUUCCUGAAAGCAGAGUUCUCAAAUAUGUGGACAGCAACCUCGCAAAACAAAGAGAGCUUCAAAAGGCCAAUCAGGAUCAUUAUGUUGAGGGAAAGAUGAGGGGUUUAGCACCAAGCAAGAAGAUUGCUGCUGUGCAGCAGAAAAAUGUUGAUCUGAAAGUUAAAAAGGCAAAACAGAAAACCCCAGGUCCGGGUGAAGGAACCAGCAGUGGAGAAACGCCACAGGUGCCACGGAAGAAGCGGACUCGGGUUGAUCCCACUGUGGAGAGUGAGGAGAUGUUCACCAACCGUGUGGAGGUGAAGGUGAAGAUCCCUGAGGAGCUGAAACCCUGGCUGGUGGAUGACUGGGAUCUCAUCACACGACAGAAACAGUUAUUUCAUUUGCCCGCCAAGAGGAGUGUGGAGAUGGUCUUAGAGGAAUACGCAAACUACAAGAAAUCAAAAGGAAACUCCGACAACAAGGAGUACGCUGUGAACGAAGUGGUGGCUGGGAUCCGGGAGUACUUCAACGUCAUGUUGGGCACUCAGCUGCUGUACAAGUUUGAGAGGCCGCAGUAUGCUGAGAUCCUGGCUGAACGCCCGGAUCUGCCCAUGUCUCAGGUGUACGGAGCCCCACACCUGCUGCGCCUGUUUGUUCGGAUCGGAGCCAUGCUGGCCUACACGUUACUCGAUGAGAAGAGCCUGGCUCUGCUGCUCACUUACCUCCAAGAUUUCCUCAAGUACCUAGUUAAGAAUUCAGCCACCCUCUUCAGUGCCAGCGACUAUGAGGUCGCACCCCCAGAGUACCACCGCAAAGCUGUGUGAGAGCUCUGAGCAACACGACGCUCUGAGCGAGAGGCAUCUCGACCAUGUCAGGCCACGAGAAAUAAAAAGCACUUCUACACUUUGGAGUGCAGACCAGGAUGGACGUUUUCACGUGAAUUGAAGGGUUUCAUCCCAAAAAGAUCUUGGGGACUUGGCACAGCUGAAAAAAUAUUCUCUACCUUCUCAAUUUUAUAUCACUUGGUUUGAAAGAACAAAAUAAUAGAUUCUCUGUCAUUUCAACAA
Nematolebias whitei (Rio pearlfish) is the source of this 1354-nucleotide messenger RNA. RefSeq names its product mortality factor 4-like protein 1. The coding region runs from base 140 to 1111 and encodes 323 amino acids. Gene Ontology annotation, biological process: chromatin organization; regulation of DNA-templated transcription. Lineage: Eukaryota; Metazoa; Chordata; Actinopteri; Cyprinodontiformes; Rivulidae. Gene Ontology annotation, cellular component: nucleus; NuA4 histone acetyltransferase complex. The transcript has 12 exons. The record is from RefSeq and is a predicted model, not a curated record.